ACAAACAUGAUGAGAUUCUGGCGCAUGGUUGUGGCGACAAUGCUGGUGGUGGCAGUCGCGGUGACAGUGGUGGCAGCAGAGGAAGGCGAGGCCCAACCUCCCGCUGCAGCACAGGAAGCCGGAGCCGAAGACGCGGCAGAGAAUUCGGACGCCACCGACGCUCCAGCUGACGAUGACCAGGCGACGCAAGACGAGGCCGUGACCUCUCAAACGACAGAAGAUGCUGAGGCAGAAGACGACGAAGUUGAAGGAAGCGAAACAGCCAAGGAGAGUCCGAGCUCUGACGCUGCCGCCGAGCCCGAGGACUCCGGCGACGACGACGGCGGCGACGACGGCGAGGAGGCAGGCAACGACGGGGACUCCCUCGCCGUCCACCUGCCGGCUCUCCUCGCCUCCACUGUCUUCGCUCUCAAGUUCGCCCACUGAGAGAAGAGAGGAGA
Molecule: messenger RNA, 440 nt
Organism: Penaeus vannamei (Pacific white shrimp)
Lineage: Eukaryota; Metazoa; Arthropoda; Malacostraca; Decapoda; Penaeidae
Source: RefSeq, a predicted model, not a curated record